Pseudocercospora fijiensis CIRAD86 is the source of this 1083-nucleotide messenger RNA. RefSeq lists its product as uncharacterized. The transcript is spliced from 2 exons. NCBI's taxonomy places the organism in Eukaryota, Fungi, Ascomycota, Dothideomycetes, Mycosphaerellales, Mycosphaerellaceae. The record is from RefSeq and is a predicted model, not a curated record. Gene Ontology annotation, molecular function: oxidoreductase activity, acting on the CH-OH group of donors, NAD or NADP as acceptor. Bases 1 to 1083 code for a protein of 360 amino acids.
AUGACAGGAGGCACGGAUCUAGUCCUGGUCACAGGAGGCAGCGGAUUCCUCAGCGGAUACAUUAUAUUAUACCUCCUCCAGAAAGGCUACUCCGUCCGAACCACAGUGCGAACAGACUCACGCAUCGAAGAUGCCAAAGCAAAACUAAAACACGGCGGCGCGACCGAAGAACAGAUCGCGAACCAACUCGAUUUCGUAGUCCUCGACCUACUCACCUCAAGCGACGAAGAAUGGGCCAAGGCUUGCGCAGGCGUCAAAUCCGUCCUGCAUCCAGCCGGCAUGAUCGCAACGGGCAAAGAGAAGACAUUGGAAGAACUGAUCACACCUCUGAAAGAAGGUACACUCCGCCUUCUCCGAGCUUCCGUAGCAUCAUCGAGUGUGCAGAAAUUCAUCUUCACGAGCUCCGUAGCUGCACUCGCACACGGCCACGGAAUGGAACGCGAUAAAUCACAACCUUUCACCGAAGUCGACUGGACAGAUCUCACGGAUUCGAAAGAGAAAUUACACAUCUAUCCGCGAGCAAAGACGUUGCAAGAGCAAGCGGUGUGGGAAUUUGUGCAAGCGCACAAUGAAACUGCGGAGAGGAAAAUGGAGUUGGCGGUGGUGUGCCCGGCUGCGAUUUAUGGACCUACCCUCAGUAAGGAAUUCGCGUCGAGUCUCAAACUCGUACCGAUUCUCCUGGGUGGUAUGCCUGGUGUUCCUCAGUAUGGGACUAGUAUGGUCGAUGUACGGGAUUGUGCGGAUCUCCAUAUCAAAGCUCUGGAGAGUUCUCGGGCGAAUGGGCAACGCUAUUUGGCUAUUUCCGGUCGAGAAGAGGAAGUGGCUUCGGAAAGUUGUAUUUUACGGAAUGGACUGCCCGCGGACAAGACGAAGAAGGUCCCGACACGAAAGCUGCCGAAUUUUGUUAUGAGGGCUGCGGGAUACUUUGAUCCGGUUGUUGGGGUUUGUCUGCCUGAUCUUGGGAAGGAGCUUGCUGGAUCUUUUGAGAAGGCCAGGAGGGAAUUGGGGUGGCAGCCGAGCAAGACGGUUGAGCAGAGUUUGCUUGAUAGUGCGAGGAGUUUGAUCGAAUUUGGGGUUGUAUAA